This is a messenger RNA of Trichechus manatus latirostris (Florida manatee), 3551 nucleotides long. RefSeq names its product ArfGAP with GTPase domain, ankyrin repeat and PH domain 1 (gene AGAP1). Bases 91 to 1611 code for a protein of 506 amino acids. The transcript has 10 exons. Gene Ontology annotation, molecular function: GTPase activator activity; GTPase activity; protein binding. Gene Ontology annotation, biological process: activation of GTPase activity. NCBI's taxonomy places the organism in Eukaryota, Metazoa, Chordata, Mammalia, Sirenia, Trichechidae. The record is from RefSeq and is a predicted model, not a curated record.
AAGGGGAGCGAUCCAGACAAAGAGAAGAAAGGCCUGGAGGGUCGAGCGGACAGCAUCGGGAGCGGCCGAGCGAUCCCAAUUAAACAGGGCAUGCUCCUGAAGCGAAGUGGCAAAUCCCUGAACAAAGAGUGGAAGAAGAAGUACGUCACCCUGUGUGAUGAUGGCGUACUGACCUACCACCCGAGUUUGCAUGAUUACAUGCAGAAUGUGCACGGGAAAGAGAUUGACCUCCUGAGAACCACUGUGAAGGUCCCAGGGAAGAGGCCCCCCCGAGCCACGUCCGCCUGCGCGCCCAUCUCCAGUCCUAAAACCAACGGCCUGGCCAAGGACAUGAGCAGUUUACACAUCUCACCUAAUUCAGGGCAUGUCACUAGUGCGUCUGGGCCUCAGAUGGCAAGCGGCGUCAGCCUGGUCUCCUUCAACAGCCGGCCGGACGGCAUGCAUCAGCGUUCCUACUCUGUCUCCAGUGCUGACCAGUGGAGUGAGGCUACAGUCAUUGCAAACUCGGCCAUCAGCAGUGACACGGGGCUGGGCGACUCCGUGUGUUCCAGCCCGAGCAUCUCCAGCACCACCAGCCCCAAGCUCGACCCGCCCCCGUCUCCUCACGCCAACAGAAAGAAGCACCGGAGGAAGAAAAGUACCAGCAACUUCAAGGCCGACGGUCUCUCAGGCACCGCUGAAGAACAAGAAGAAAACUUUGAGUUUAUCAUCGUGUCUCUCACUGGCCAGACAUGGCACUUUGAAGCCACCACGUAUGAAGAGAGGGACGCGUGGGUCCAAGCCAUCGAGAGUCAGAUCCUGGCCAGCCUACAGUCGUGUGAGAGCAGCAAAAAUAAGUCGAGACUGACCAGUCAGAGUGAAGCCAUGGCCCUGCAGUCAAUACGAAACAUCAGAGGGAAUUCGCAUUGUGUGGACUGCGAGACGCAGAAUCCGAACUGGGCCAGUUUGAACUUGGGUGCCCUUAUGUGCAUUGAGUGCUCAGGGAUCCACCGGAAUCUUGGCACCCACCUUUCCCGCGUCCGCUCUCUGGACCUCGACGACUGGCCUAUUGAGCUUAUCAAAGUGAUGUCAUCCAUUGGGAAUGAGCUGGCCAACAGCGUCUGGGAAGAGAGCAGCCAGGGGCGGACGAAACCCUCACUAGACUCCACAAGGGAGGAGAAGGAGCGGUGGAUCCGGGCCAAGUAUGAGCAGAAGCUCUUCCUGGCCCCACUGCCAUGCUCAGAGCUGUCCCUGGGCCAGCACCUGCUGCGGGCCACCGCCGACGAGGACCUGAGGAUGGUCAUCCUGCUGCUGGCGCACGGCUCCCGGGACGAGGUGAACGAGACGUGUGGCGAGGGAGACGGCCGCACGGCCCUGCACCUGGCCUGCCGGAAGGGCAACGUGGUUCUGGUGCAGCUCCUCAUCUGGUAUGGCGUGGACGUCAUGGCCCGGGAUGCCCAUGGGAACACGGCGCUGGCCUACGCCCGGCAGGCCUCCAGCCAGGAGUGCAUUGAUGUGCUGUUGCAGUACGGCUGUCCCGACGAGCGCUUCGUCCUCAUGGCCACCCCCAACCUGUCCAGGAAGAACAACAACCGGAACAACAGCAGCGGAAGGAUGCCUACCAUUAUCUGAAGGGUCGCUUGAACCUGCCGACACCUGCCACCGCACAGCCUGGCCGCACCACCUCUCCUGGAAGUGACCGCACGUGAGUCCUCCCACGUCCCCGCCCUCCUCCUGGUGGUCACCUCCCCGUCGCCCACCCCACCCCCUGAAAUCACAAAACUUGGACCGUCCUGAGGAGGUGAAGAGGAGGCAGGAGGCUGCAGAACCGAUUCCUUUUCCUACCACCUCCUGAGUGACAAGCAGGAGACGCCCGCCAGCCUUGGUCCUUUGAUGAUAGCACACGACUCCGCCGCGGGACACGCGUCCCUGUGGCCAGCAGACACCGCGCAGCGGGCAGCGCGGGGACGGGUACGAGAGCGGGAGGGGAGGCGAGGAGCCAGGAGAAGGGGUAACUUUCCUUGACUGGCAGUUAAGCACAUCAGUACAUUCCACCUCUACCAAAUGGAACGCUUGGAUUUCAUCCCUUCUCCAGGAGCUUGACGGCAUAAAUCAGAAGCAAGCACAGAGUUUGUCAGGUUUGAAGCCCCUAUGAUGGUGUGUGUCAAAUCAGUUGUAGCUAAUCUGUCCGGGGAGAGUACUGGCUUCAUUACACUCGUAUAGUUGAGUUCUUCCAGCAUUACCGCUGUUUAAUAGAACAUGAUUAGUCAUCACCCAGAAGAAAGCAUAUUAGCCGAGGAGGUAGUUACGCGGCAUGCUCCAGUGAUUGCCAGAAUGUGAUUGCAAUAUUCUUAGAAGCAUCAUAUUAUCCCGACAUGUUCUUUCGAGCCCUUGGAGCCCUCCUUUCUAAAUUCACUGUCAUAAUUUAGUAUCUGUUUAAUUUUUCAGUCCAAAGAGAGGAAAUCAGAUGCUGAGGAUUAUUUGAAAGCGGUCUCCUUGGUGUAGAAACAAAAAGGGGAAAAUAAAUAGGGGCGACUCUGAAAUUUGGAAGGAAAGAAUGAACCCAGCCAAUCAUAACACUUCGAGUACAUUUAGUAAGCUAAAUAAAUACAUAAAAGGCUAUUUUUUUCCCUGGCGUGACAGAGAGUUUAUGUCCUUGCGCCAAGGUGAAUGUGUUGGGCUCAGUCACUCCAGCGCUGCGUUGCCCGACUUACACAGCUUUCUAUAUUCUGUCUUUUAGAUGAGAUGUGUGAAAAUCUAUUUGAAUAAAAGACAUUCAUAAAUAUGCAUCGAUUUUUGUACAGACAAAUGGCAUCUCUGUUAAUUUAUAAAUUGAACUGGAUGUGAACUAAUAAUGUGCAACUAGUUGAGAUAAGAGGGUCACAGAUCAUUGUACAUGGAAAAUAUUCCCAGCAGUAAACACUUCCAUUAAUGUGAUAUACAGCUUUUGAAAGGGAACAUAUCAGAAUAAGAUGGUGGUACAAUUUGCUUAUUAAAAUCGAGAAAGAAAAAAGACAAUGACGCAUCUUAUGAAGGGGGAGAGGCAUGUGAUUUCUCACUGGCAGAAGUGUGAUUUAGAUCAGAUACCACUUUUGCUAACCAAGAGGAAGAGGCUACGGCAAGACGAUGAUUUCUGAAUCCCAGACCUGGGUGCUUUGGAAAGGCGGGUCGUGACCAGCUGCCGACUGUUCUGUGGCUCACAAGCAUCCUUAAGACUUUGACUUGGUGGCCAAGCUCUUCAUUCUAGUAGGUCACCAGAUUUUCCGUUGUGGUGGUAUUGGGCUGCUUCAAUGUGAUGGUCAGACAGAGCAAACCAAAUCAUGAUACCGUAGGUUACAAAGAAGAAGGGGCGACAUUGGCUGGAGCCCUCUGACACUAUGACAGGAAGAGGCUUUGUCACACUGUAAGACCACAUUGUAGGAAAACAGUACCAUCCACCCAGCCACCACCGGAAAAGCCCCUUGCUCUGAUACAUGAAACCUUCUAUUUUGUAAGAGUUUUUCCUCUUCUUUCACUUUUGAAAAAAAAAUUAAAAUUAAAAUAGGUGGAAAUAAAAUAAAGCUUUACACAGA